UUUCCACCUGCCCAAACCCCAGGGCACCCACACUCCCAUGGUUGAGCCCCUGCUUUCACCAGGGGCCCGUGUCCCUCUGCAGACCCCCUCCUGCGGGGGAGGCCACAGACUGCACUGCCCUCUCUUGCUCUGCCUGAGGACACUGCACCACAGCCCCGCUGCCCACAUGCUUGAGUGCUGGGGCAGAGUAACCGCCUCCUGGCUGUGAGCACACCCUGCCCAGCACUGGCCCGCAGGUGCAGAGCCAGACAUGAGCUCCAAGCACCGGGCGCCCGUGGCCUGUGGGGCCCCUUCCUGGGCCUGGGUCCUGCUGCCGAUGCUGAUGCUGGGGCUGGGUGGCCUCCAGGCUCGGGCCCACAGAGGCUUGGACCCUGACUUUCAGGAGAGGCAUUUUGAGCAGCUUAUGGACCACUUCAACUUUGCGAGGUUCGGCAACAAGACCUUUCACCAGCGGGUGUUGGUGUCAGACAAGUUCUGGAGAAGGGGCGAGGGGCCCAUCUUCUUCUACACGGGGAACGAGGUGGACGUGUGGGCCCUGGCCAACAACACGGGCUUCUUGGUGGAGCUGGCGGCCCAGCAGGGUGCCCUGCUUGUCUUUGCGGAGCACCGCUACUACGGAACGUCGCUCCCCUUCGGCGUGCGGUCCACACAGCGCGAGUACACCGAGCUGCUGACCGUGGAGCAGGCCCUGGCGGACUUUGCCACGCUGCUCCAGACCCUGCAGCAGAAACUGGGAGCACAGGGCGGCCCUGUCAUUGCCUUUGGAGGGAGCUAUGGGGGGAUGCUCAGCGCCUACAUGAGGAUGAAGUACCCCCACCUGGUGGCGGGCGCGCUGGCAGCCAGUGCACCUGUCCUGUCUGUUGCGGGCCUUGGAACCUCCAGCCAGUUCUUUCGCGACAUCACAGCAACCUUCCACAGCCAGAGUCCCAGGUGUGUCCAGGGCGUGCGAGAGGCCUUCCAGCAGAUCAGGGACCUAGUCCUACAGGGAGCCCAUGAAAGGGUCAGCCAGGAGUUUGGCACCUGCCAGUCACUCUUGGACCCGAAGGACCUGACUCAGCUCUUCCUGUUUGCCCGCAAUGCCUUUGUCCUGCUGGCCAUGAUGAACUACCCGUACCCCACGGACUUCAUGGGGUACUUUCCUGCCAACCCUGUGAAGGUCGGCUGUGACCGGCUGCUGAGCGAGGCCCAGAGGAUUGUAGGUCUGCGAGCGCUGACAGGGCUGGUCUACAACUCCUCGGGCACAGAGCACUGUUACAACAUCUACCAGCUGUACCAGAGCUGUGCUGACCCCACCGGCUGUGGCAUGGGCCCUGACGCCAAGGCCUGGGACUACCAGGCCUGCACCGAGGUCAACCUGAUGUUUGACAGCAACAACGUGACUGACAUGUUCCCGGACCUCCCAUUCACCGCUGAACUCCGCCAGCAGUACUGCCUGGAUAAGUGGGGCGUGUGGCCCCGGCCGGACUGGCUGCGGACCAGCUUCUGGGGCGGUGACCUCAGAGCUGCCAGCAACAUCAUCUUCUCCAAUGGUGACCUGGACCCCUGGACAGGGGGUGGGAUACAGAAGAACCUGAGUGCAUCGGUCAUUGCUGUCACCGUCCACGGGGGAGCGCACCACCUAGACCUCAGGGCGUCCCACCCACAAGACCCUGCCUCUGUUGUGGAGGUGCGCAGGCUGGAGGCUGCCCUCAUCCACAAGUGGGUGGAGGAGGCCCGGAGUGAGCAGCAGUGUCCCGGAUACCCGGAGAAGUGAGGUUGGCUGAGCUGCUCGUCCUGCACCUGGAUGUACCACCCAGGGCCAGGGUGUGGCUGGUGCAUUAUGGGGACCUGGGGGGGGGGGGUUGGCAGAGGAAGGAACUGAAUAAACUCGCCUGGGGCCAGGCAUGUCCCAUGGGGAGCAGGACCCAGGGAAGAAGCCAGCUGAGCAUUCA
Molecule: messenger RNA, 1931 nt
Organism: Sciurus carolinensis (gray squirrel)
Lineage: Eukaryota; Metazoa; Chordata; Mammalia; Rodentia; Sciuridae
Gene: Dpp7
Product: dipeptidyl peptidase 7
Exons: 14
Coding region: 251-1753 (500 amino acids)
Biological process (GO): proteolysis
Cellular component (GO): vesicle
Molecular function (GO): dipeptidyl-peptidase activity; serine-type exopeptidase activity
Source: RefSeq, a predicted model, not a curated record